AUGGAUGUCACAACAGUCAGGCAUCCAACGCCUUCCGACUUUAUUUAUCCCCAUGAAAAUUGGGAGGAUUGUUUUGUGGACGCCGCAUCUCGAGUGGCGGGACAGUGUAAAAAUCUUAACGAAUGUCCUGCGGUUUUGAGGAAAUGGCAAGAGGAGAAUGUCUAUCCUAAAACAUGUUAUUUUAUGCAAACAGAACAAUUCGUUUGUUGUCCGAAGGCAAAGCAGGUAACCCAUGACCCCAUAAGGGAAACAACAACACUACGAUCGCUUGGCAGUACCACAACUGAAACAUGGUCACAAAAACUACAGAAGAUACAACGUAGGAAAUUGGAAUGUGAUAUAGAGCUCAAAUUUCGUUCACUUGUUGUCUAUGGUACCCCAACGCAGCGGGAUGAAUUUCCCUUUAUGGCCACCCUGGGCUGGACCUCAAACUUCGACAACAAGCCAUGGUAUCGCUGUGGAGGAGCAGUUAUUUCACCAAAAUUUGUUCUAACUGCGGCACACUGUGCCGAAAUCGGAGGGGAAUUUCCAAGCCUGGUACGCAUUGGUGGUUCAAAUUUAAGUGAUAGCUCUGUUCGGGAUGUCAGAAUAAAGCGCUUCAUAAAACAUCCCCAAUACAAUGCGCAGACAGUUUACAAUGAUAUAGCUUUGAUAGAGCUCGAGAUGGAGGUGAAGGAGCAGGGCAAAUUCAUUGAAACUCCCUGCUUGUGGUCCCAGGAGAAUUUGACUACAGAUAAUGUCACAGUUGUGGGUUAUGGUCAUACGCAGUUCGGAGGCAUUGCUUCCAACCGGCUGCUAAAGGCGAAUCUCAAAGUUGUACCAUACAAUGUUUGUCAGCAGUAUUAUGGCCAAAAUGGCGACGACACACCGUCCGGAAUACGCUCUGCAAUGCAUCUAUGUGCUGGAGAUCCGGAAGGGUUACGCGACACCUGUCAGGGUGAUUCAGGUGGUCCACUGAUAAUGGAAGAUGUUCGAGAGGGUUUUAGAAGUCAAUAUAUUGUUGGAAUUACGUCCUUCGGCCUGGGAUGUGCCGGUGAACCGCCAUCGAUUUAUACCCGAGUCUCAUCAUAUUUGAAAUGGAUCGAGGAUAUUGUAUAUACAUUGGAAGUUACAUAGAUGU
This is a messenger RNA of Musca domestica (house fly), 1120 nucleotides long. RefSeq names its product serine protease snake-like. The record is from RefSeq and is a predicted model, not a curated record. The transcript is spliced from 6 exons. Gene Ontology annotation, molecular function: serine-type endopeptidase activity. NCBI's taxonomy places the organism in Eukaryota, Metazoa, Arthropoda, Insecta, Diptera, Muscidae. Bases 1 to 1116 code for a protein of 371 amino acids. Gene Ontology annotation, biological process: proteolysis.